GAAGGGCGGGGUAGGAGGGAAUUGAAGUUCAGGUUUCGCUCUUAACUCCGAGUGGCCCGGUGCUGACCGAGAGAGUGCCUGACUUGAGAACUGGGAACUCCAGACCUGGAUGUGGUGGAGCUGGGCUGAGACUUCUGGGCUGCUGAUCUGUGAGCCUGGUUUGAAAACUUGGUUGCUGGGGCUCCUCUCUUCAAGAAAUCUGAGUGCAGUAUUUAAAGUUACUGCUGUUUAAAAGCAAACACUGUUUACUACUCUUAGGUUAUCAUCAAGUGAAUCGGGGAAUGAAAAGAUCUUGAUUCAGGAGCCAUGGGUUCCAGCUCCUUCUCUUGAGAGCUCGGUGACCCUUGGGCGGGCCAACCUCUCUGAGAAGUUUCACUGACUUAGGUUUUAUUUGGACUGAGGAAAACUGUGCCUCUCAGAGAACAAGUUUCGACUUUCUGACUAAAUGACUCUUGUGCCAGUCAUAGCAGAACCCUACAGCCAUGUGCUGGCAGAGUUUGAGUCUCUGGAUCCGUUACUCUCAGCCCUGAGGCUGGACUCCAGUCGCCUAAAGUGCACAAGCAUAGCCGUGUCUCGGAAGUGGCUGGCUCUGGGCAGCUCGGGAGGAGGACUCCAUCUCAUUCAGAAAGAAGGCUGGAAGCACAGGCUGCUGCUCUCACACAGGGAAGGUGCAAUUUCUCAGGUUGCCUGUUGUUUACAUGAUGAUGAUUAUGUUGCUGUGGCUACCAGUCAAGGCCUUGUAGUUGUUUGGGAAUUGAAUCAAGAGCGUCGGGGGAAACCAGAACGAGUUUAUGUGUCUUCAGAACACAAAGGCCGAAAAGUUACAGCUCUCUGUUGGGACACGGCUCUUCUUAGAGUGUUUGUAGGGGAUCACGUGGGGAAAGUUUCUGCCAUCAAACUCAACACUUCUAAACAGGCCAAGGGAGCGGCUGCCUUUGUGAUAUUUCCUGUUCAGACGAUAACAACAGUCGACUCCUGUGUUGUCCAGUUAGAUUAUUUGGAUGGAAGACUACUCAUAUCUUCACUUACUCGAUCCUUCUUGUGUGACACUGAGAGAGAAAAGUUUUGGAAAAUUGGAAACAAGGAAAGAGAUGGAGAAUAUGGAGCUUGUUUCUUCCCCGGAAGGUGCUCUGGGAGCCAGCAACCUCUGAUCUAUUGUGCCCGCCCUGGCUCCAGGAUGUGGGAAGUGAACUUUGAUGGGGAAGUGAUGAGUACACAUCAGUUCAAGAAACUGCUCUCAUUGCCACCUCUCCCUGUGAUCAGUGUCAGAUCAGAACCUCAGUAUGAUCAUACAGUUGGCUCCUCCCAGUCUUUGUCUUUCCCCAGACUCUUGCAUCUUAGUGAACAUUGUGUGCUGACCUGGACAGAAAAAGGAAUUUAUAUUUUCAUUCCUCAGAAUGUUCAGGUUCUUCUUUGGAGUGAAGUCAAAGAUAUUCAGGAUGUGGCUGUCUGCAAGAGUGAGCUGUUCUGUUUACACCUAAACGGGAAAGUCUCCCAUCUCUCUCUGUUGUCCGUGGAGCGCUGUGUGGAACGACUGCUACGGAGAGGCCUAUGGAACCUGGCUGCUCACACGUGCUGUCUUUUCCAAAAUUCUAUCAUUGCCAGCAGAACAAGAAAAAGCUUGACAAUAGAUAAACUGGAGCAUUUGAAAUCUCAGCUGGACCUUGCAACCUGUAGUGAUCUAAUUUCUCAACUGGAAGAAUUGAUCUUAAGAUUUGAACCUUUGGAUUCUGCUUGCAGCAGUCGAAGAAGUUCCAUUUCAUCACAUGAAAGCUUCAGCAUUUUGGACUCUGGUAUUUACCGUAUCAUUAGUAGUAGAAGAGGCAGUCAGUCAGAUGAAGACUCUUGCUCCCUUCACAGCCAAACCCUCUCAGAAGACGAGAGACUUAAAGAAUUCGCCUCACAUCAGGAGGAGGAGCAGCCGCCGGAUCAGUGCUGUGGCUCCCAGGGACAUGAAGACAAUGUUUCUCAUGUUCCAGUGACGUUUGCGACAGAUAAGAACGAAACUUUUCUCCCCUUCGGCAUUCCAUUAUCAUUUCGUUCUCCAUCUCCUCUUGUGUCUCUUCAGGCUGUCAAAGAAAGUGUUUCUACCUUUGUGCGUAAAACUACUGAGAAAAUUGGUACCCUUCAUACCAGCCCUGACCUGAAAGUGAGACCAGAACCCAGAGGUGAAGAGCAAUCUUAUGAAGAGGAUGUGAGUGCAGUUUCCUGCCCAAAGGAGGAAGACAUUGAGGAGAAAGAAGAGGUGGCAAGUCAACCCCCAGAAAAAGACAGGUUCCACGAGCUCAAAGUAGCCACAGCAGCAGCAAUGACCGAGCUGCAGGACCCUCUGGUUUUAUUUGACCCCGGGGCUCUGAGAAUGGUUUUACAGGAGUGGCUUUCACAAUUGGAAAAAACGCUUGCCAUGAAGGACGAUUCAGAUGUUGCUGAUACUGGCAGCUCAUCCGUGACGGUGAACCAGGAUGUGCUGUUGCCUGAUGAGUCACAAAAGGGAGUGGUGGAUGAAGACACUGAGAAAGAACAAAGGGACUCUUUGGGCCGUGAAGAACCUGUGGAUCAAGCAGUGUGUGAGUCUGUGAGUGGUCUGGAGGAGCCACAGGAUAAUUUUUUUCAACUAUGUUCUCCCUGCCCCAUAGCAAAUGAUCUUCAGAAAGACCUGGCUGAGUUGACGACUUUGUGUUUGGAAAUGAAUGUAUUGAGUUCUAAGAUCAAAUGCCCAAGUGGGCAUGUGGAUCACAGUCUGCAGCAGGGCUCUCCUGAAGAUACUCUGGCUUGCCAGUUCCUGAGGAAGUAUUUUUUCCUCCUGGACUUGAAAAGAGCAAAGGAGAUCAUCAAGCUUAGCUAUGGAAACACCCCUCGUGUUUGGGAUACUUUUAUUGCAGGUUUGAAAGAAAUGGCGAGUUCCAAUUCUACAUACAGGGAGAUGGAAGAAGGAGAUCUCCCAACAAGACUAAAGUUAUUAGAUGACUCGGUUCCUUGUGACAGUCCUUUGUUGAUUGCCUAUGCUUCCCGGUUGUAUGAGAAGUUUGGAGAAUCUGCCCUUCGAUCCUUGAUCAGGUUUUACCCAUCCAUUUUGCCUUCAGAUAUCAUGCUACUGUGUCACCAUCAUCCAGCUCAGUUUUUGGCCUAUUUAGACAGUCUGGUGAAAUCAAGGCCCGAAGAUCAGCGGUCAUUCUUCCUUGAGUCCCUUCUGCAACCAGAGUCUUUAAGAUUGGAUUGGCUGCUCUUGGCAGUGUCGCACAAUGCUCCACCAAGCACAAGUACCAUGGAUGAUGAAGGAUACCCCAGGCCUCAUUCACACUUGCUUUCCUGGGGUUACAGUCAGCUAAUCCUUCUUCUAAUCAAACUUCCUGCAGAUUUUACAACCAAAGAAAAAAUGACUGAAAUUUGUAGGUCUUGUGGUUUCUGGCCUGGAUAUCUUACUCUCUGUUUGGAGCUGGAGAGAAGACGAGAGGCCUUCACCAACAUUGUGUGUCUGAAUGAUAUGAGCCUGAUGGAAGGGGACAAUGGUUGGAUCCCAGAGACUACGGAGGAAUGGAAGCUGCUUCUCCAUCUCGUACGGAACAAGAGCACAAGGCAAGCCCCCGAGGAGUCGCUAAAUGGGAGCCUCAGCGAUGGGCCUUCCCCCAUGAACGUGGAGAACGUGGCACUCCUCUUAGCCAAGGCCAUGGGCCCAGACCGGGCCUGGUCACUGCUGCAGGAAUGUGGUCUGGCCUCUGAAUUGUCGGAAAAGUUCACCAGAACCUGUGAUAUCCUGAGGAUUGCCGAGAAAAGACAGAGGGCCUUGAUACAAAGCAUGCUCGAAAAAUGUGAUCGGUUUCUGUGGUCUCAGCAGGCCUAGUGGAAGAAGAUUCGGCAGGAUUUCCUGACAUCUUGGGAAGGCUGGAGUCAUGCUCCUCAACCUUCUGGAUGCGUCUGUUACAGAAAGGAAGGCACCACCACACCCCUGCCACGUUUUUAGGGCCCCUUUUUCCAGUGUCUGUAGCCUUGCCAUUUGUGGCUCUGGGACCUCAACAGUUACCAACCACGGUUGGAUUUUGAAAGGAGUGUGAAUAUUCACAGCUGUGUAGUAUUUAUUCUGAACUCCAGUGUGACUUGCUGUCACUCGUGGUCUGGGGGAAUUCUUGUCCUACUGUGUCCCUUGCAUUAGUCACGGGAAGGCAGCUAAUGCUAUUGACUGGAGUUGAAUUCUUGUUUUAUCUUGUCUAGGGCCAUGUAGAAAUUACUGAAGUAGGACUUGGUAUAAUGGAAUUCACAUGUAAAACAAGCGAAGCACUGAAGUUUCAAAUUAUAUUUAAAUAAAAUGGUCUCCUAUCUAAGUUGAACUAAUUUAAUGUUUCCCCCCAGUAUUUGACAUUUUGUAAUCUGAACCAGUAUAGAACUGACUGAUUAAUUACUGGACAUGUGUUAUCUCUAAUGAUUCUCAAAAGAAUCGUGCACUUUAAAAGAUUAUUUUUAAAAAGCCACAAUAAAAGCUGAGUGCCAAUAAAGGCUGUGUAAGUGCGU
Molecule: messenger RNA, 4506 nt
Organism: Lepus europaeus (European hare)
Lineage: Eukaryota; Metazoa; Chordata; Mammalia; Lagomorpha; Leporidae
Gene: HPS5
Product: HPS5 biogenesis of lysosomal organelles complex 2 subunit 2
Exons: 24
Coding region: 446-3841 (1131 amino acids)
Biological process (GO): developmental pigmentation
Cellular component (GO): cytoplasm
Molecular function (GO): protein binding
Source: RefSeq, a predicted model, not a curated record